Messenger RNA from Morone saxatilis (striped sea-bass), 5402 nucleotides. It is a transcript of the gene synrg, whose product is annotated as synergin, gamma. The transcript has 24 exons. Bases 34 to 4434 code for a protein of 1466 amino acids. NCBI's taxonomy places the organism in Eukaryota, Metazoa, Chordata, Actinopteri, Moronidae. Gene Ontology annotation, molecular function: protein binding. The record is from RefSeq and is a predicted model, not a curated record. Gene Ontology annotation, cellular component: clathrin coat of trans-Golgi network vesicle.
CGUCAUCUCCCACUAGUGACUGCUGUUAUUAAGAUGGCGCUGCGGCCGGGAUCUGGGGGAGGCAGCAGUUUUAUGUAUCCUGUUGGAGGGGGUCUGGGACCUCCACAAGGCAUGGUACCCAUGCAGCAACAGCAGCAGCAGCAACAGCAGGGCUUCCCUAUGGUCCCUGUCAUGCAGCCAAACAUGCAGGGCAUGAUGGGAAUGAACUUUGGGGGGCAGAUGCCCCCGGGAGCAAUGCCUAUGCAGGGUGGGAUGGCUAUUGGGAUGCAGACCCCUGGGAUGCAGUUCUUGGGUCAGCCGCAGUUUAUGGGUAUGAGACCUGCUGGACCCCAGUACACUGCUGACAUGCAGAAACAAAUGGCUGAGGAGCACCAAAAACGUCUGGAGCAGCAGCAGAAGAUGCUGGAUGAGGACAGAAAAAGAAGACAAUUUGAGGAGCAGAAACAGAAGCUGAGGCUGCUCAGCAGUGUCAAACCCAAGACAGGAGAAAAGAGCCGCGACGAUGCCCUGGAGGCAAUCAAAGGCAACCUGGAUGGCUUCAGCAGAGACGCAAAGAUGCACCCGACUCCAUCAUCACAGACCAAGAAGCCAGACUCAUCGCCAUCACUCCCGUCUGUCACCACUCACUCCCUCCCCCCAGCCUUGUCUGAGGACAAUGACGAGUUUAGUGACUUUCAGGGGCCUUUAGAAGCCCCCGCCUGCUUCCCCCCGCCCUCCUCCUCCACUUCCUCCACUUCCUCCACCUUCGGCCUCUCCUCUCAGGCCCAGCCUUCAUCCUCUGCCCCCAAGACAGGUUUCUCUGAGGACGAUGACGAUUUUAGUGACUUCGUUCAGGGUCCUGUAAAUGCUUUCCCUUCCUCCAACCUCUCCUCUCAGGCCCAAGUCCAACCUUCAUCCCCUUCCUUGAGGGCAGGUCUGUCCUCUUCUUCCCCCUCCCUUCCUCAGUCCCUCCCUCCGUCUGUGUCCAUCCCCACUGUCACCCAGCACUCUGCUGCCAACACCAGCUCCCAAUCUACAUUUCAAGGCCCGUCCCUGGAAGAGAAGCUAUUCUCCUCAUGCGAUCUUACUGCUGAUAAGACGGCCCAUGUUAGCUUUAAGUCCAUGCAGAGUUUGGCUAAAAUGGGUCCUAGAGCUAAAGUUUCAGCUCAGUUUCAAACCAGCACUAAAUCCAGGAACUGGGCUGCGGCCUCUGAGGACUUGAGUUCUGUCUUCGUCGCAGAAAAGCUACCCGAGGCCCCGGUGUCAGCACCCAGCGUCCCCCCAUCAGCUGCUGACUCGUCUCCUCAAACCAGUAGUGACAGUGCAGGUGUUGGCGUGUACCCACAACAAGAGCACAUUCAGCCCAUGCUGCCAGCCUGGGUUUACAAUGACAGCCUCGUCCCAGAAAUGUUCACGAAGGUUCUUGAAUUCACCAUGACUCCGGCAGGGAUCGACACAGCCAAACUCUACCCAAUACUAAUGUCAUCAGGUCUUCCCAGGGAAGCACUGGGGCAAAUAUGGGCGUCAGCCAACCGCACAACACCUGGCAUGCUGACCAAGGAAGAGCUCUACACUGUACUCGCACUAAUUGGUGUGGCACAGAGUGGUCUCCCAGCGAUGAAUGUGGAAAUCCUCAGUCAGUUCCCUUCUCCACCCGUGCCCAACCUGCCGGCCCUGGCUAUGGCCAUGGCCCCUGUCAUGCCCCAGCACCAGCAGUCCAUGAUGACCAAGCCCCCGGUUUCCAUGGCCAUGCCCACACCAGCACCACCAGUCAUGGCCAUAACACAUGCAGCACCGGCUCAAGCACCCACAAACACUAACUUUAUCGCCAGUUUCCCUCCUGCACAGGCAACCAAAGCCGAUGACGAUGAUUUCCAGGACUUCCAGGAGGCUCCAAAGCCAGGAGCAGGAGACCAGACAUUCACUGAGUUCCAGGGGGAGUCUGGUGGAAGUUUCCCCACCGCCAUCGCACCUCAGCACCAAAACAGUGCGCCUGCCAUGCUUACGCCAGUCUCUGGUUCCUCCUCUGCCUCCGUCACGUCAUCUGAUAAGUAUGCUGUCUUCAAGCAGCUGUCUGUGGAUCAGCCUGCAGAGCCUACAGCUCCUGCCUCAGAUAUUGGCGACAAAUACAGUGUGUUCAGACAGCUUGAGCAACCUGCUGACAAGAAACCAGUCGUUUCCGAUGGGGACAGCUCUUACAACUCCAGGGAAGGAUUUGCAGAUUUCAAGUCUGUCAGCACUGAUGAUGGCUUCACAGACUUUAAAACCGCCGACAGCGUCUCUCCACUAGACCCUUCAGAACAGGCCAAGAUCUUUCAACCAGCCUUUCCUUCCACUUUCCCAAACUCUCAGUCUCUACAACAUCUACCACAGCAGCAGCAGCAGCAGCAGCAACAGCAGCAGCAGCAACAGCCAGCAGUGUCUCUUUCUCAACCCAAAAAUCCCCUCAACAUGGCCGACCUGGACCUUUUCUCUUCUAUAGCUCCCUCUGUUCCUGCCCCCACUGAGACAAAACCCAGCACAUUCCCCUCAGUGUCCGUGCCCCCCUCUCUAGUGCUCCUACCAGGUGGAGCCAAACCUCCAGGGGGAAGUGCAGAUGAUUUUGGUGACUUUGCCCUCUUCGGCUCCUCCUCUGAUGCUGCUCAAGUUUCAGCAGCAGGAGGAGCUGUGGCAGCGCCUCAGGACGACUUUGCGGACUUCAUGGCGUUUGGCAGUUCUGGUGGGGAGCCUAAAGGCGAGAGCAGCGCGGGGGUCCAAGGAGAGACCUCCAAUCAACAACGACCUCAGCAGAGCUCAGACAAGUACGACGUAUUCAAACAGCUGUCUCUGGAGGGAGGCCUGGCCUACGAUGACACUAAAGAGAGUGGCGGUGGCUCCUUCUCUUCUCUCAAGAGUGACACCGAUGACUUUGCCGACUUUCAGUCCUCGAAAUUCUGCACAGCGCUCGGGGCUUCGGAAAAGACUCUGGUGGACAAGGUGGCCGCUUUCAAACAGGCCAAAGAGGACUCCGCCUCUGUCAAGUCCCUCGACCUCCCGUCCAUUGGGGGGAGCAGUGUAGGAAAGGACGACUCCGAGGACGCACUCUCAGUGCAGCUGGACAUGAAGCUGUCGGACAUGGGCGGAGACCUGAAACAUGUGAUGUCGGACAGCUCUCUGGAUUUGCCGGGUCUCUCGGCCCACCAGCCCCCCGCUACAGAAGGAGACGACAUGAAAUUUGACCCCUUUGGGACUUCGGACCUCAGCACCCUGACUAGCUACGACUGGUCAGACCGGGAGGAUUGUCUGCCCGGUGAGGUCAGAAAGCCACAGGGCUUGGAAGGAGCUUCCCUUCCAUCUUUAGUGCCAACACAGAGGAAGGAUUUGACCUUUGGCAGCACCGAAAACAUCACAAGCAGCUCCGUAGCAAAGAUCACUACCUCCUUCCCCACAGAGGACAGCUCAUCGACAGAGGACAAGUUUGAAGCCUUUGCUGACUUUGGCUCCACCGACCAGGGCGAUGGCACUGCUGAGGACGACUUUGGGGAUUUUGCAAGUACUGUUUCUGAAAAGUCCGACUCACCCGCCGCCACUGCUGAGGCAGGCUCCGAGGGAAACCAAAGCGAGGCCUCCGAUGAGUUUGGGGCCUUCCAGGGGGACAAGCCUAAGUUUGGCAAGUCUGACUUUAUCAAAGCCAGCGCUCAGGCCAAAGUCAAGUCCAGUGAGGAGAUGAUCAAGAACGAACUGGCAACAUUUGACUUGUCUGUUCAAGGCUCCCACAAACGCAGUCACAGUUUGGGCGACAAGGAGAUUGGGCGCUCGCCCCCGUCUCCGGCUCCAGAGCAGCCCUUCAGAGACCGAUCCAACACUCUGAGUGAGAAGCCCGCCCUGCCUGUCAUCAGGGACAAGUACAAGGACUUGACUGGGGAGGUUGAGGAGAGCGAGCGCUAUGCGUACGAGUGGCAAAGGUGUUUGGAAAAUGCUCUGGAGGUCAUCACCAAAGCUAACAACAUCCUGAACGGCAUCAGCAGCUCCUCUGUCUGCACCGAGGUCAUCCAGUCUGCACAGGGCAUGGAGUACCUGCUGGGUGUGGUGGAAGUGUAUCGCGUCACCAGGCGUGUGGAGCUGGGCAUCAAGGCGACAGCCGUGUGCUCCGAGAAGCUGCAGCAGCUGCUGAAGGACAUCAGCCGUGUGUGGAACAACCUCAUGGGCUUCAUGUCGCUGGCCAAGCUCGCUCCUGAUGAAAGCUCCCUAGAUUUCUCCUCCUGUAUUCUGAGGCACGGCAUCAAGAAUGCCAAGGAGCUGGCUUGUGGGGUGUGUCUGCUCAACGUUGACGCUCGCAGCAAGGCUUUCAACUCGGAGACGGACAACUUCAAGCUGCUGUACGGGGGCCACCAGUACCACGCCAGCUGUGCCAAUUUCUGGAUUAACUGUGUGGAGCCCAAACCCCCGGGCCUCAUACUGCCUGACCUGCUCUGAGCUUCAGCUGCCAUGGCAACGGUGCACGGGCUAAUCAACAUCAGAUAGGUGGAGCAACGUCGCACCUCACACUGCACGGGCUCUCACCUUGGACUGAGAGCGAGAGAAGGACGUUUAAAGUCACUGGAUCCCUCUGUAUUUAUUUGUUUCUUAUUCUGCUCCGUCUUGUCACAGUUUUAGUGAACUCAGCUCUCACUCAGGCAGAGUUGUUUCAAAGCUUCUCUCUAAAUAAUUACCCAACGGCAUUAUUGUUACCCUUUUGUUCUUCUACAUUAAUUAUCUAAAAAACAUAUAGGUCAGCUGUAUAAGUAAGUCAUAUUUAAAUUAGUUACUAAUGAUGCUUUUAAGAUGAUUCCUACUGAUUUUCACUGCAGAAAAAUAUCAAUAUUACUAAAUCUCUCAUCAGUGACUCAUAUUUAAAUUAUUAGGUGUGCAAUAUCAUUACAAACACUGGCAGAAGACGUCUGUAAACAUCACUUGUUGCUUUGCUUCUGUUUGAGAGGAAUUUUAUUUUUUUUUCCCACUGCACAAGAGCUGUUGAAUCAUAAGCCUAUUAUUGUACUUGAAUUACAUUACGCGUCGGUCGGGUCUGUUUGAUGAAACUCUGUGGCUGUUUUAAUAUACUUCUGAAAUCUUUAACAUUCAAACCAUUCAAACUAAGGCGGGUGUCUGCCUUUUUAUGAAUCGUGUUGGAUUAACUGCUUUGAAUGUUUUUUGCACUGUUGGGGUAUUUAAAUGGUGUAUUUUAUAGGGGAAAAAAGUUGUGAUUUGUGACUGGAAGGGAAACAUGUUUAUGGUUUUGUUUUUCUGUUUUGGUGUUUUGUGCAACUAGAGCUGGAAGAAGUUGACUGUGAUUCUGAACUAAAAUUGCAGCAGCACUUUUUGUACAGUUGCAGUGAUGCUGUAGCAUUGUAAUUAUGACUGUAAUGUGAAUGUGAUGUAAAUAAAUAUGCAUAUAGUUUAUUGUG